Messenger RNA from Sinocyclocheilus rhinocerous, 4028 nucleotides. Its product is annotated as synapsin-1-like. The coding region runs from base 444 to 2471 and encodes 675 amino acids. Gene Ontology annotation, cellular component: synaptic vesicle membrane; synaptic vesicle. Lineage: Eukaryota; Metazoa; Chordata; Actinopteri; Cypriniformes; Cyprinidae. The transcript has 14 exons. The record is from RefSeq and is a predicted model, not a curated record. Gene Ontology annotation, molecular function: ATP binding. Gene Ontology annotation, biological process: neurotransmitter secretion.
CAUCCUCCGAAGCCCCAACCGGAUCGCGGAGAAUCUGGCCGGAGAUUUUGCCUCACCGAAUUUCAUUUAUGACAAUUACUACCUUUACCGAGCGAGCACACUUUUAACAAGUGCCUCUUCGUUACGAGUGUUUUUCUCCACGCCCGUGGAAUAGGACCUAAACAUCUUCAACAUCAAUGCAAGGAGCAUGACAUCUUAAUGCCAAUUGUUGAACGAGUGAUUGCAGCUUUGCAUGUUGUGAAGCACGACCUUUGCUUCGAGGUGCACCCUGGAGAAUUGCGUAUAGACUCAUUUUCGCGUCUCGUUUUAAACUGAAACGCUCGGUUGCAUCCUAGAUAUCAGAUACUUGAUCGGUUUUCCAUUCGUCUUGGAUUUUUUAUUUUUUUUGCCGUGCAGAACCUACAGGGAAAUAAUUUACCGUCGCAUCACUUUUCAUCUUCACUAUGAAUUACCUGCGACGUCGACUAUCGGACAGUAAUUUCAUGUCCAACUUGCCCAAUGGCUACAUGAGCGAUUUACAGCGACCCGAUCCGCCGCAGCAGAGCCCAGCCCCGGUGCUCUCGCCGGGCUCUCAAGAGAUGCGUCAACCCCCCAGCCAGUCUACCGGCGCCGGCUUCUUUUCCUCCAUUUCCAACGCCGUCAAACAGACCACCGCCGCCGCCGCCGCUACGUUUAACGAGGCCACCGAGAGAGGAAUCGGCUCGAGCAACGCCAGGAUCCUCCUGGUCAUUGAUGACCAGCAGACAGACUGGGCAAAGGUGUUCAAAGGCAAAAAGGUUCAUGGUGAAUUUGACAUCAAAGUAGAACAGGCUGACUUCUCUGAGGUUAAUCUGGUGGUUCACGCAACGGGAAGCUACAGCGUGGACAUUGAGGCCAUCCGCAAUGGCAACAAAAUCACAAAGUGUUUCAAGCCAGAUUUUGUGCUGGUGCGACAGCAUGCUUUUAGUAUGGCCAAGAAUGGCGACCACAGAAACAUUGUGAUUGGACUUCAGUAUGCUGGUCUGCCCAGUGUCAACUCCCUUCACUCAGUCUACAACUUCUGUGACAAACCAUGGAUGUUCGCUCAGUUGUCCAGAUUGUACAAGCAGUUGGGUCCAGAGGAGUUCCCACUGAUCGACCAGGUUUAUUACCCCAACCACAAGGAGAUGAUCACCACACCUGGCUUUCCUGUGGUAGUGAAGAUGGGUCAUGCUCACUCUGGCAUGGGAAAGGUCAAAGUGGACAAUCAAUAUGAUUUCCAAGACAUUGCUAGUGUUGUAGCUUUGACAAAGACGUAUGCCACAUCUGAGCCUUUUAUUGACGCCAAGUAUGACAUCCGAAUCCAGAAAAUCGGUGACAAUUACAAGGCCUACAUGAGGACAUCUAUAUCAGGCAACUGGAAGACCAACACUGGAUCAGCCAUGUUAGAGCAGGUGGCCAUGUCUGACAGGUAUCGUAUGUGGGUGGACGUAUGCUCUGAGGUUUUCGGAGGUCUUGAUAUAUGCGCUGUAGAGGCAUUGCAUGGUAAAGACGGUCGAGAUUACAUCAUAGAGGUCGUGGGCUGCUCAAUGCCUCUCAUAGGAGACCAGCAGGAUGAGGACCGGGCUCUAAUAGCUGAUCUUGUUGUGGCUAAAAUGAACCAGACUGUGGCACGCACUUCAGCUCCCACUCCAGUCCGUUCUCAGGUCCCAGCUGUUUCACCUCAACCCAUCUCUCAGUCUAGAGUCCCCCAGGCACAACAGCGCCCUCCUCCACAGGGAGGUCCACAACAAGCAGCUGCUAGCACUACUGCUGCUCGUCAAGGAGCCCCACCCCAACAGCGUCCCUCUCCCCAGGGCCAGCCCCCUGCCCAAACCCAGUCUGUGACCAGUCCUAAUGCCCAGAACCCCCCUGCCCAACAAACCCGGCCCAAUCAUCCCCCACAGCGACAAGCCAGUCAAGGGGCCGCAGGUCAGCAGAGGCCCCCCACAGCACAGGGUCCCGCCCAGCGUGGCCCGGGUGGCUCUCCUCAGUCACUGAGGCCCCAGCAAGGUGGUCCGCAACAGAGGCCUCAAACUGGUGGCCAGGGUCCCAAACCAGCUGGCCAGCCUCAGCAGAGGCCUCAACAGCCAAGACAAGGCCAGCCAACCAGGCAGCCCACCCAGGGUGGGUCACAGCCGAGCCAGGACGCCCCUCAACCAGCCCCGCAACAGCAGGGCAGUCCCCGCCCUCCUACCACUCAGCAACCACGGCCUACUGCACAGGGCCAGGGAGGUCCAGGAGGUGCACGACCUCCCCUGCAGCAGAAACCCACACCUCCACAGAAACCAAGUCCUGAUCACCCGGCUCUGAGUGGAUCGCCGCAGCUUAACAAAUCCCAGUCUCUUACCAAUACAUUCAACAUUCCAGAAACGCCGGCCGCCCAGCACCAAAGUCCUAGUCAGGACGAAGCCAAGGCUGAGACCAUCCGCAACCUUCGGAAAUCCUUUGCAAGCCUCUUCUCCGUGGAAUAAACACACACACACACACACACAGACACACAAACACACACACAGACAGAGAGGUUAUGGAGUCUCUAAAAAAACAUGCAAACACAGACACUCGUCAAUUAUACACAGAAAGGACCAAUUAUAUCACACAUUGCAGUGCACAUCAGAUCUGUGCACGUCAAUUUGCAAUGCAACAUUAAUAAAACACUGCCUGCACUGAUAAAGACUGCAAUAUGAAGUGAGAAAUCACAGCAUUACUGCAGUUAAAUCUUUUAACAUAACUGAAUUCUUUAGACACAUUCCCAGUUUUUCGAGUCCAACUGAUGGAGGGAGGUGUGAAAAUAAAAUACCACACACAGAAACACUCGCACGCACCCUUUUACACUACCUACACAGUGACUGGACCAACAUACACUUAGCACACGUGCUAAAUCUUGCCUAUUCAUUCCAGUCUCCUAUUAUUAACUUAUAAUCCUAGAUUCUUUUUGAAAAUGAAAAGUUUUGGUGGACAUUUUGUUGUAAAACCAUCCACCGCCACGCUCUCUCAGAUAUAUGAUAUCUGAAGUAUGUCUGCUAAUUGUCUGAAGCAUGUUCUGUUACAAUAAGGGGCACCAUCUAAUGAUUUUAACCGUGCGUCACAUUGUACUGUAACCGAAUGGUUUAUCGUUCCGUAUUUUACAUGCUUGAGCAGGAUUUUGGAUUUUGCAAUGAUGACCCAUUGUGACGUUGUUUAAAUUUUGCACAAGCUUCCAUCAUCGAAACUAACCCCCUCGGCUGUUAGCACUAGCCACUUGCGAUACUUGCAUGUCACUUAAGGAGAACGUAGUCGCACAAUGUGGGUGGUCUUGCUUUGUGUUGUGUCGUUGCACCUAAAUAAGGUAGUUGUAGUGAAAACGUUGUUUCUUUUUCGUGAGCAAGCUGUCGCUGCUUCCCUGACGUCCCUUUUCCUGACAAAACACACACAAUGGUACACCCUCCGAUGUGUUGAAUAUGCCUUAGCCAGAUAGGCAUACAAAAAGAGAUUGGUUUUGUGCAAUCACAUAUGUCUCAGGGAUGUCCUGAAGAGAAAGACGCAAUGACCUAGCGUCAUUGAUCAGGUCUUCCAACCCAUUACUGUAGAGAGUUACUGAUUGCGAAGGCCAGUAAAGGGAGGAAUCCGUCGAAUGUAUUCGAUUGCUACAUAAACAUGUUUGCACACUAAUACUGUAACACUUGAGAACAUAUGAGAUGGUUGAAAGCUCAGGAAGGUUUGUUGCAUCAAGAGAAGGUAUGUUUUGCAUGCCUGGAUGAGCAUGUAGGUGUUUGGAGCUGCUUGUUCAUUACACUCGGGCCCUAUGAAAACGCAAAGCCAAAAUACAAAGCCAAGGAUGCCAUCAGCAGCAAACGUCUUCACAAAAAGAUCAUCUUUAGAGAAGAUGCUCGUCACAUGUUGGGUUUUAGACUAAACCGCAUUUAGUAUGUCCCAGUGUGAUCCCAGUUACACAAUGUGGAUCCUUAAACCAACUACUCCUGAAACUUCUCGCCAUACCCAAGGAGUUUAGAGCUGAACCGGCAGUGUCUUCCACGAGUGAGGAUAAAACA